UGGAGUGCAAGUACUUUGUUUGAGAGGAAAUGACAUCACAGCACCAAGACCUGCCACAAAUACACUGAAAACAGAUGAGGACCAAAGAUAUUUCAGAUGUGUUUUGACUUAGAGUUGGACAUAGUUCAGCCUCUGUUCCAAAAGGCUCUGAGGCAAAAACAAUCAGGCCAUAAAACAGCCUUUGGAGCGACACUGUGAAAUAUGUCUGCUGGGCACAAAGAGACUCCGCGAGACACUACAUGUCAAACUGGACCUGUUGUUUUUUUCUCAAACCCUUUGAUGAGUGAUGUGGAAUCUGACUGGUCUCCAAUUCAUGAUGCAGCUUUUAAUGGACGUGUCCUUGCUCUGAAAAGACUAAUUGCUCAGGGUACUUGUGUAAAUCUAAACACACUGGACCAGGUCUCCCCCCUCCAUGGAGCAUGUUUACAAGGCCACGUGGCUUGUGCUGAGCUUCUGAUAGAAAAUGGGGCAAAUGUAAACAGUCCAACUGUGGAUGGACAAACUCCUCUGUCAGAAGCCUGUGCCCGGGGCCAUGUGACCUGCGUAUCGUUACUCCUUCAACAAGGGGCGACUCCCCUGGGGACCAGUCAGUCCAGCUCUCCAAUCCACAGAGCUGCAGCCAAAGGUCACCCAGAGUGCAUUGAGCCUCUUAUUCAGUAUGGUGCCGAUGUGGAUCAGUGUAUAGACCAGUUGGGUUCCCCUCUCCAUGCUGCAUGCUCCAAUCGCCAUUUGAGUACUGUGGGCAAACUGCUUCAACUCGGUGCUAGUGUGAACAACAGUGUGUCAGGUGACUCACCCCUGCACAUCGCUGCUCGUCUGUCCAGCCCAGAGUUGGUGUCUGUCCUGCUUGAUCAUGGGGCCAAUUGCUCCCUCAGGAACCUAGAGGGCAAACAGCCACUGGACCUUGUGUCUCCCAACAGCCUGGCGGAGAGGCUGCUAAGAGAAGCUGGAGGAGUGCCUCCCCUAAUGCAGCUGUGCCGGCUGGACAUCAGGAAAACUGUGGGCAAGCAAAGGCUGGGUGGGAUUCAUCACCUUCACCUCCCCGCAGAACUGAAACAGUAUCUUCUUUACCAAUCGGACCCCAAGGAAAAUCUAAUCCCCUGAGAAAUUCAACCUUUAAAACUCAGAACCUUAGAGCAUUUCACUUCUAGAUCAAUAGGGGGCAGACUUGCAUAAUCUGGCAGUGAGAUGACAUGGUUGUGAUAGUAAUCAACUGUUCUCAGGAUCAAUCUGGACUUUAAUAUGGAAACUUAAAACUCUUGAUCAUUAAAUAUUCGCAAACAACACAACAUACAUAUUUAAAACAAGAAUCUGGGCUCAUAAGGUCCAAUAAAUGAUGCAAAAUUAAUGUUAGUUUAAAAUACUGAAAUAAUAUUUGUAAUAUUACACAAUUCCAUUUUUAAAAUGUUUUUUUAUUAGUGACAAUAAUUCUGGGAAUGUUGAAGGGAUGAACUUUAUAUUGUUUUUGAUGGUGCUGUGAGAGACUUGAGACUGUUUUUAGUUUGGACUUAGAGUAGGUGUCCAGCUUAGUCAUUUCAAAAGAUCAUCCAGAGGUGAAUUUAAAAAAAAAAAAAAAAAAAAAAAAAUAGCUGAGCACACACCAUGAUUAUCAUGACAAUGAUUGAUUACACAAAGUAAUGUAGUUUUUCAUACUGUAAUGAUCAUGAUCAAGUAACUAUGAGUCAGCAUUCACUGUGCACAAACCACCAGGGGUUUGAGCUACUGCCUUUUUCUUCCUUCAUUUGUUCUCUUCUAGUUCCUGUUUUCGUAUUCAAACGUGUUCAAGCAUUAUUGAAUACUGAUGUAAAAUAACUACUAUCCAGUUGUCCAUGCAGUGUGAAAUGUAUGGCUGUUUAAGACAUGCACCGCAUAUUUUGCCAUAGAUUAUAUUUAAAAAGGAGACACAAUUUAUAGAAAUAUCUCUUCAUACAGACUGAAGAAAAAUGCUUAUACUCCUGUCACAUUUUUAACUCACUGUAAAAACAGAAUCUAAUGUUAUGUGUUUGUGGUUGAACACAGGAUGUGUUUGGAUAAGAAAAAAAACUCUGCUUCCCUUAGAGUCUAGAGAGAGUAUUUUUAAAAACAAGCACAGCACAAGGAUCAAGAAAAACAAAAUGGGAAUGUGAACACUGAAUGCACUGGGAGUAAGGACAAAAUGCUUUAAUAUAAAUAAAUAACUGUAAAGUUUU
Lates calcarifer (barramundi perch) is the source of this 2189-nucleotide messenger RNA. Its product is annotated as ankyrin repeat and SOCS box protein 9. Gene Ontology annotation, molecular function: protein binding. The record is from RefSeq and is a predicted model, not a curated record. The coding region runs from base 202 to 1104 and encodes 300 amino acids. NCBI's taxonomy places the organism in Eukaryota, Metazoa, Chordata, Actinopteri, Centropomidae. Gene Ontology annotation, biological process: positive regulation of protein catabolic process; protein ubiquitination; intracellular signal transduction. The transcript is spliced from 7 exons.